GUUGUACAAGUGGAUCUAUUAUUGAUUACGAAAGAUCGAUGGGAAAGAAGAAGCCUCAAAAAACGAAGGCGCUUUCAGUAGCAAUAGCAGAAGCUUCAUCAGCAGGAGAUGAAACCCAGCAAAAGCCUCAGCCUCAGACCCCUAGAAAGAGAGGAAGACCGCGCAAGAUCAUCGAGAAACCUGAAUCCCAAGAUGAAAAAGAAGAAAAACCAACAUCAGGAAAAGCCGAGGAGGAGACUACUUCAGAGAGUCAAUCCAAGAAAGUCAAAACGGGAGAUGAAGAACAGAAAGAACAACAGCCUGAGCAUCAGCAGCAGCUAAAGGGAGAAGGCUUGUCCGAGAAAAGAAGCAGAGCUAGGCGGAAAGGUAGACCCAGAAAAAGCAGCUGAUCGAGCUCUGCGAGUAGUAAUAAAGCCCACACUUUUCUUUAUUAUUAUCUCCAGCAAAUUAAGGAAUAUAAAUCGAAAAGAUUCUUCAUUUCUCGCUUCCCUCUUGUCCCAUGUAAAUUGUUAUAAAAAGAGAUCAGUAAAAGGGCAUAGCUUUUUAUA
Carya illinoinensis is the source of this 548-nucleotide messenger RNA. RefSeq names its product FK506-binding protein 4-like. The record is from RefSeq and is a predicted model, not a curated record. The transcript has a single exon. NCBI's taxonomy places the organism in Eukaryota, Viridiplantae, Streptophyta, Magnoliopsida, Fagales, Juglandaceae. Bases 39 to 389 code for a protein of 116 amino acids.